This is a messenger RNA of Alligator mississippiensis (American alligator), 1930 nucleotides long. Its product is annotated as E3 ubiquitin-protein ligase TRIM11-like. Bases 187 to 1140 code for a protein of 317 amino acids. The transcript has 6 exons. Lineage: Eukaryota; Metazoa; Chordata; Crocodylia; Alligatoridae. The record is from RefSeq and is a predicted model, not a curated record. Gene Ontology annotation, molecular function: protein binding.
CGUCACCUGCGGCUUUAAAGCCCGCGGAAUGAAAUUACCCGCCCCGCUCGGGCAGCCAAUCAGGCGCCCCGGUCUCCCCGGAAGUGCGUGCGGCAGCUCCGCCCCUAGGCUCCGAGCAGAGGUGGAAGCUGGUGCGGGGUGCUGGAGGUGAAGCUCCAGCGAGUCCUGGAUCCUCUGAGGAAGGCGAUGGAGAGGGCCCUGGCGAUGGAGUCCAAGGAGAAGGACAGCACCGCGGCGUGGAAGAACAAGGUAAAGCGACGGAGAGAGAGAAUCAAGGCUGAGUGCGAGAAGCUGCGUCGCUUUGUGAACGAGGAGGAGCAGCGGCUUCUGCAGAGACUGGAGGAGGAGGAGAGCGAGACUCUGCGGAGCCUGGAGGCGAACGUAGCCCAACUCUCCCGGCAAAGCUCCUCUCUGCGCACGCUGAUCUCGGAGAUAGAGGAGAAGAGCCGGCAGACACCUGCUGAGCUGCUGAAGGAUGUGAAAAGGACCUUGGACAGGAGCAAGGAUGUGAAGCUUCAGGAAACAAAAGCUGUUUCAACAGAGCUGAAGACCCCGUGCAGCAUCCCAGGGAUGGUGGAAAUGCUAAGGAAAUUCACAGUGGACGUGACUCUGGACCCAGGGACGGCUCAUCCCAAACUCGUCCUGUCUGAGGAUCGGAAAUGUGUGAGACACGGAGACACCCGACAGGAUCUGCCCGACAGCCCUGAGAGAUUUGACCCUUGUGUCUGUGUCCUGGGGUCAGAGGGGAUCACGGGCGGGAGGCGCUACUGGGAGGUGGAGGUGGGAGACAAGACGCGCUGGACCCUGGGGGUGUGCAGGGAGUCUGUGCGCAGGAAGGGGAGGGUCAGACUGUCACCUGGCGAUGGAUACUGGGUCGUGUGGCUGCGGGACGAGGGAUACAAGGCCCUCACCUCCCCCUCGACCCCCCUCCCCGUGUGCGUGCGGCCCAGGCGGGUGGGGGUUUUCCUGGACUACGAGGCGGGCGAGGUCUCAUUUUACAACGUGACCGACAGGUCCCAUCUCUUCACUUUCACUGACACCUUCUCCGGGACCCUGCGCCCUUACUUCAGUCCUGGUGUCAAUGCUGGGGGCACCAACGCGGCUCCCCUGACCCUGUGCCCGGUCCCAGCCCAGCCCUGAGGGAAUCCCUGUCCCUGCCAUGACCUGCGGGGGCACAGACUGUCCCCUCCCCGCGCCCCGACUGCCACCCCUCGGUGUCCCCGGGGUGGGGACAGGGCUGGGGUCUCCAUCACAGCACCUGCUUCAUGUCCCAGUCCCCACGCACACAGCCUGGGAGGGACCGGCUCCAAGCUCUCGUCCUUCAUGUACAGAUCCCUGCCGUCCCCGUGUUUUGUCAAUCGGGACUUUGCUUUCCUCUCUCAGCACUGUCCUCCCGCCUCUCCUCUCCUCCCCUCCCUCCAUGCCCUGUCCUUUGCUCUCUGCACCUCCUGCCAUAGCGUGUGAGGAGGUGAGCGCGUGCUCGUGAAAGCUGAUGCGUCUCCAAGUCCGUCAGCCCAGCGGUGCUCAAGCUUUCUGGUGCGCGAGUCCAGGGCCCCGCACCACAUCUAGGGCCACACGUGGGGUUGGACUGCACAGGCGGACCCGGACCCCGUGCACGUACAUGACGGCUCAGUGCCCCGGGGACAGGGGUGCUUGGGUGGCAGGGUGUGGGGGCAGCAUCCCUAGCAGGGGCAGCCUGCUGGAGCCGGGGCAGAGCCACGAUCCCCUGCGUGUGUGCUGUUGUGUCUUAUUGUGCUUGCUUGCACUGCCCCUUCCAGGCCAAGGCCCCCGUGGUCAGCAUUGCAGGGUUUAGUUGUUUGUGGCAGUUUUGCGGCCCUGGUGACUCCAUUUUCGCUGCCACGAGGAGCCGGUGGGCAUUUGGUUCCUCUCACGCACCAGGACUGGGCAUAAUAAAAGACUGUUAGUUCAA